UCAGUCUCAGGCCAUCCACAACGGAGUGUCUGAGGUUAUGGAGGAGGAAAGCAACUUAAAGAAACGAAAAAGUGAACAACAAGGUAACCAGGGCUCUGAGACUGGUCAAGAGGGGGUGGAGAAGGUCAAAAAGCGGCGUGGUCGCCCUCCUGCAGAAAAGCUGCCGCCCAACCCUCCCAAACUCACCAAACAGAUGAACACCAUUGUAGACAUGGUCAUCAACUACAAGGACACGUUGGGCCGACAGAUCAGUAAAGGCUUUGUCCAGCUGCCUUCAAGAAAAGAGGUGCCGGAGUACUACGAGCUCAUCCGCAAGCCAGUGGACUUCAGGAGGAUCAGGGAGAGAGUGCGUAAUCACAAAUACAGGUGCAUUGCAGACCUGGAAAAGGAUAUCAUGCAGAUGUGUCACAACGCUCAGACAUUUAAUCUGGAGGGAUCUCAGAUCUUCGAGGACUCCAUUGUUUUGAAGUCUGUUUUCGAGAGUGCCAGACAACGAAUAGUGGAACUGAGUGAGGAAGACAAUGACGCUGUUGGAAGCAGUGAAGCUGAUGGUAGCCACCAUUUAGAUAUCAAGGCUCCUGUUUCAGAGACAACAAAUCCCAGGCUGGAUGAAAAAAAGGAGAAAAAUCAAACUGCUCCUAGUAAUUCUAGUUCAAAAGAGGUGGCGCACAGUGAUGAAGACAUUGGUAAAGAUUGUGGAAAUACCACAAGAGGACUAUUCAACUAG
Messenger RNA from Danio rerio (zebrafish), 727 nucleotides. RefSeq lists its product as uncharacterized. NCBI's taxonomy places the organism in Eukaryota, Metazoa, Chordata, Actinopteri, Cypriniformes, Danionidae. The record is from RefSeq and is marked predicted.